CGGAACAACAGCUGGCAGGCGGUUAUUUCCAGCGUCUCCGGUGCAGCAGCAGCAUCAGCUCAGCUCCAGGUCUGCGCGGACCCCGCAGCCUGCUGGUUUCUGGGCCCGUCACGCGCACCACGGGCGGCCAUGAGCGCCUGACGCCCUCUCCACGUCCACGUCCACAGCGCGUGCGGCUGAAUCUGCGUCUGCAGCGGAGCAUCUGAGCGCUGCAGCGGACAUGCCGGGCCUGCUGCUCCUCACCGUGGCUGCGCUUCUCGUGAGCUGCGACGCCUUCAGACUUGUCUCGUCACAGCGCGUCAUUCCCUUCAAUCCUCCGCCGGGCCGUCUGCUCCAGGAUGAAGUCCGGCCACAUUUCAUCCAGGAGUUGGUCAGAAGCAAACGCCACUCGCUCCACGCGUUGGUGCGAGCGCAGCCUCACCUGGUGCACGACGUGGGCUGGACGGAGAUUCACGAGAGCCGCUCCCAGAGUGAGAUGGACCCGGUCAACUCGUCCCAGUUGAACCCGGCCACCAGCCAGGACGUAGCCAGGACCCGCGCUGCUGCUUUGGAUGAGAACAAAGGUGUGGAGGACGAGAUGGAGCGCAUGGUCCAUCUGGUGGUUCCUCAGGAUGCUGAGAGCUACAGGGAACAUCCUGGUACCGCUGAGUCAGACACAGAACUUCUCAGUGGACCGGGAGCAGGCGAUGCCUCCCAGGAGGCCUCAGGCUUCUAUGGGACGGACACGGAGGACCGGGACAGAGGUGAGGAGGGGGGAGAGGAGAGAGAGAGACGAGGAGGAGAGGACGAGUGGGAGAGAGACAUCCGGGAGGACAGAGAGAGGCUGGGGGAGGAGGACGGGGGAGGAACCGAUGCCCACCACCCGGAUCCCCUGGAGCUCAACCACACGACUCCAGAUCUGGAUGCUCUGAUUGGCUACAGUCCAGCUCUGCAUCCAUCCAACGCCUCAGCGUCUGAGGAGCCGGAGCGGCGUGUUCCUCCGGUCAUGGAGCUCGGGGCUUUGCAGAGGGAGCUGUGGGAGGCGGAGGGUGAGGAGGAGGCUCAUUCCAGCGGCUACGGAGCUCAUCACUCCAACACUACGUCUGCUGCUGUAACCGCGUCUACCGCCGCUGCGUCCGAGGAGCCUGUGGGAACGGCCACACCUGAGACGGACACCGGCACCGACUUCGGGCUGCUGCGAAGUUCUACAAAAGAGGAGACGGAGGACGAGGAGAUGGAGCGGGAGGAGGAUGACGAGGAGACGGGCACCGGACUGUUUACCCACAAUCCCACGGUGCCAGAGGUUGGCGUGGCUCCCAGCAGAGAGCCCCUGCAGCCCAGCGUGGAGGAGGAGGGGGGCGACGGAGAGCAUGGGCCAAACGUCGUUCGAGUGCAGGACAGAAGCCGAGAGCGGACGAGGAUCCGGCACAUCGUCCCGCUCACCACCAACCCCUCCCCCACCGUCGGCUUCAGCGACCCGUCCUGGGAUCGGCCGUCCCUGCAGACCCAGAGGUCAGAGGUCAGAGGCGGGGGCGUGACGGAGGUCAUCCUAGCGGACAACGGUUUGGACGAGCUGGAGGAGGCGCAGCAGGUGGUGUGUGUCGACUGGAGCGAACUGGCUGGACGCGGUUACGUCGUCCUCAACAUGAGCAAAAACCUCAACUGUGAGGAGUUCCGUGCAGACCAGGGCGUCCGCUUGCUGAAGGUCAUGGAGCGUGUGUUUGCGAGGCGCAUGAACAGCCCUGAGGGGUCGUGGGUGCUUUACCUCAGCAAACCGACGCACCAGCAGCACCAGCUGCUGAUGAACGUGGCGUCGGAGCACGGAGUGAUCGCUACCAAAGACGUGCUGGGGAUGCUGGGAGAAAUCAGGAAGACUUUAAACAGGGUUGGAAUCCAGAACUACAGCGCAGCCGGAACCUGUCAGUCCCGUCCCAGUCAGACGCGCAGCGACUACGGCAAGCUGUUCGUGGUUCUGGUGAUCAUCGGCUCCGUGUGCAUGGUCAUCAUCACGUCUGGCUUCAUCUACAUCUGCUGGCAGCGACGUCUGCCUGCGACUAAAACCACGUUUCGUGCGGAGGAGCUUCACUUCGUGGAAAACGGUUGCCACGACAACCCCACGCUGGACGUGACCAACGACAGCCAGCCUGAGAUGCAGCAGAAGAAGCCGAGCACCAACGGCCUCGCGGGGGGAGGAGGGGGAGGCAGGGAGGACGGCAGCCGCUGGCAGGUGUUUGUCAAUCAAGCAGCGACGGAGGAGGAAGAGGAGGAGCAGGACACACAUCUCUGAUGACGAAGAGGAAAAGGAGAAAGAAGAGGAAGAUGGAAACAUGCUGAAAGGGAGUUAAGACACUUGGAAGGUAUAAAGUUGAGUGGUCAGAGUCAAACUAGGGUUGAGCUCAGCAGCAGGAGGAGUCCUUGGUUUCACCUUCAAGAAAUGGAGGAAAUCUCAUUUUCUAAUUCAAAUCUGAACCUUCUGGGACGUCAGCCUUUAAACCCACAGCCAGCGCUGGUCUUCACUCAGUAGAUGCGUCUUUGUGCCUUACGCUUUAGCUUGUAGCUCCCACACACAACUUUAAUGUGUGAAUGUAAAGGAACAGUCAAACGUGUGACGCCCAACACGCCCCAAUAACACAUAGAAUAACAGUAGAAGACACUAGAAUGUAGGAGUCAAAGCUGAGUUUGCCCUCGUGCUUCUUUGUACAUGUGGUUCGGACUCCGCUGCAUUUUUAGCAGCUAUAAAGUUACUGUAGAAACUUAUAUUUUGAAUAAACCAGUAUAUGAUAAUGUGUUAAUAUAAAACUACCCACGAGUAUAAAAACUGUCUGCAUCAGUAAAGGUCCAUCAACAGAUUAGUGGAUUAUUAAAAUGAUCCCACCGUGUCCGUGUUUGGUGACAGCAGCGACUCCUCUUAGCUGCUCCUCUGAACCAACUGGACGCCUUCAGCAACGGGAACGCACGGCUUCGGCGCUUUGUUGAUUCCUCCUGGAAAUAGCGCUGAUGAUCAGUGAAAUGCUGCAUCCUGUUCAGUGUAUCGCGUACUACAGUGACUGACAUAUCUCUAUUUCGCUUAUAGGAAUGGUUGCACCUGCUGAGGAUGUUACGUGUACAACAAGUCAUGUGAUUGCUGUACUUGUGUGCUGCUGUUAGCCUAACGCGCUUUUUGCUAUAGUCUUGGAAUGGCUGCUGUGUGCUCCUGGAUCGGUCCUGAGGCAAGCGGCUCAGGCUGUUUUUGGUGUCAAGCGCUGGCGCCCGGUGGUGCAGGGCUGGGGUCACGUCGAGCUGCUACAAGCAUGUCUGCGUUACCGUGGUCUCCUUCACUUUGACUCACUGUCGUCCUGAUGCCGUGUCCGGCUCACGCUUUAAUCCACGAGCCCCUGAAGUCAGUACAGAACCAUUUAUGGGCCAUGUUCAGGCGCUGCAGUCACGUUGGAGUUCACACGGUCAGGGUUGAAUUCAUCGAAUAUUGAGAAGACACCAAACUGUUGUCUCAUCACAGAUCAGUGCUCUCUGACUAAAGAGACACCUUAACAUUGCUCCAUGUGUUGGUUUGAUUUUAUUGUUGUAUUUGUUGCUGCAGCUGUCACUCUUUAACAUUGUCCAUCUGCAUUUCAUCCAGAUGUUGCCUGUUUUUCCUCGAUGUACCAAUACUGUAUAUGGCUUCACUAUAAACUGUGCUGAUUAACUGCUAAGCAGCUUUAUGGACUCAAAACACACUAGUGUCCGAGCUGAUUAACUAAUAUUACUGCCUGCUAUUGUAGAUGAAAUGUUUCUGAAAGCACAAGAUGCCGGCAGGACACCGUUUUCUUGUCAUCCAGAUCAGCAUGAAGCUUCCAGUCCUGCAGCGAGCACCCACAUAACACAAAAUACAGCUGCUGUCGGCUUUUGUUUGCUGAGAGCCUCAACUAGAAAGUUUGCUUUUUGUUGCUAGAAAUAAAAGGAAUGCGUUCUGAUAAGUGAAUCAGCUGUAGCAAAAUAAAAACAAACUACACACAAAUAACUUGUUGUUUGUAAAAAAGGAAGAUAUUUAGUUUCCUGGUGAGAUUUUUAGCCAGCAUUUUGAAGUUUCAUUUCAGGUGUUUUUAUUGUUUUGUUUAGUUGUAUUUAUUGUUUUUUACAUGUAUUUUUAUGCAUUUUGAUCGCAUAUUUUCUGUCACUCUUUUUGGUUGUCAGUGUAAUAAGGUAAAUGUGUCAAUAAAAUUUUGAAAAAAAGA
Messenger RNA from Betta splendens (Siamese fighting fish), 4190 nucleotides. It is a transcript of the gene podxl2, whose product is annotated as podocalyxin-like 2. The coding region runs from base 221 to 2266 and encodes 681 amino acids. Lineage: Eukaryota; Metazoa; Chordata; Actinopteri; Anabantiformes; Osphronemidae. The record is from RefSeq and is a predicted model, not a curated record. The transcript has 13 exons.